Molecule: messenger RNA, 1116 nt
Organism: Closterium sp. Naga37s-1
Lineage: Eukaryota; Viridiplantae; Streptophyta; Zygnematophyceae; Desmidiales; Closteriaceae
Source: the annotation of a GenBank genome assembly
AUGAUCUCCGAGGGUGGGAGGCUAGUGGAUAAGAAGCCUCUAAAAGGUUAUCUGCCGGAGAGGAUAUGCCGCGUGCUUUGCUCCUUGGCACUGGUCUUCGUGCUUUCGUUCCUCGUCUCGUCCCUCUUCUUCCUCCUUCUAUCAGCAACGCUAUCCCCGCUACUGACAUCCCUGCUUCGCUAUGGCGCUCCCGCGGAGCCAGCCGAUGCGGGAGGGAGAAUUGCAUUCAUGUUCCUGACGCGUGGACCGCUGCCAUUGGCUCCUCUGUGGGAGAAGUUUUUCUAUGGUCACGAGGGUCGCUACGCCGUGUACGUGCACGCUUCGCAGCCCAACUUCACAUUCCCCUCCAACUUCUCGCCAGUCUUCGUUGACCGGCAAAUACCAGGCGGCAAGGUGGAGUGGGGUCGAAUGUCCGUCGUGGCUGCCGAGCGACGCCUGUUGGCCUACGCCGUCACGGACAAGCGAAACGAGUACUUCGUCCUCGUCUCGGAAUCGUGCAUUCCGCUGUGGUCGUUCGACUACAUCCACAAUUACAUCUCCAGCACGCACAUCAGCUUCGUCGAGGCGCACAGGGACCCGUUUGACGAGGCGUUUGGGCGGUACCUGCCGGACAUCCACAUGCCGGCCAUCAGGCGCAAGGACUUCCUGAAGGGCAGCCAGUGGUUCGUCAUGCAGCGCCGCCACGCCGAGCUCGUGCUGCAGGACACGGAGCACUACCUCGUGCACUCCAAGUCCUGCCAGGUAGGGGGCGGAAAGGGGAUCUUAAGUCGACUCAAAUGUUGUGCCAGGUAUAGUAGGGGCGCGGAGGGUGGUCGGUUGGUGGGAAGGAAAAUGCGGCCCCUCAUAGCAUUCCCACGCGGGGUUGGUGCUGCAGGACACGGAGCACUACCUCGUGCACUCCAAGUCCUGCCAGGUAGGGGCGGAAAGGGGAGGGGAGGGUGGUCGGCUGGGAAGGAGGGGAAAUGCGCCCCCCUGUGCCUUUCCAACGCCGAGCUCAUGCUGCAGGACACGGAGCACUACCUCGUGCACUCCGAGUCCUGCCAGGUACGGCCGGGAAGGGGUUGGUGCACGGCUGGUGCGGAGGUGAGUGAGAUGCAGCCGGUCCUGUCCUCCUAA